Molecule: messenger RNA, 2142 nt
Organism: Columba livia (rock pigeon)
Lineage: Eukaryota; Metazoa; Chordata; Aves; Columbiformes; Columbidae
Gene: CWC25
Product: CWC25 spliceosome associated protein homolog
Exons: 10
Coding region: 161-1408 (415 amino acids)
Biological process (GO): mRNA splicing, via spliceosome
Cellular component (GO): U2-type spliceosomal complex
Source: RefSeq, a predicted model, not a curated record
UUUUAAUCCCCCUACCGAACGGCACCGGCGCCGCCUUCCCCUUCCCCCGCCAUCUCUCCGGCUCUCCUCAGCGCCGCGUCGGAAGUGACGACACUGAGCUGCGCCCGCGCGCGGUGAUGACGCACAUCCAGGCCCGGUAGCAGCGGAGCAAGCGGCCGCGAUGGGGGGAGGCGACCUGAACCUGAAGAAGAGCUGGCACCCCCAGACCCUGCGCAAUGUGGAGAAGGUGUGGAAAGCCGAGCAGAAAUAUGAAGCCGAGCGCAAGAAGAUCGAGGAGCUGCAGCGGGAGCUGCAGGAGGAGCGGGCGCGGGAGGAGAUGCAGCGAUACGCCGAGGACAUGGGCACCGUCAGGAAACGAGAAGAGAAGCUGGAGUGGAUGUACCAGGGUCCCGGGGGCAUGGUGAACAGAGAGGAGUAUCUCAUGGGUCGCCCCGUGGACAAAUACGUCUUUGAGAAGGCGGAGGACAAGGACGCGGGUUGUUCCAGCGAGACGGGGCUUCUCCCAGGCUCCAUUUUCGCCAGGUCGGGGGCCAAUUCUGUCCUUGACAUGGCCAACAAAAUCCGGGAGGAUCCGCUUUUCAUGAUAAGAAAGAGGGAGGAAGAAAAGAAGAGAGAGGUUUUGAAUAAUCCUGUUAAAAUGAAGAAAAUCAGAGAACUGCUGCAAAACAGUUUAGAUAAAAAGGAGAAAAAGAAGAAGAAAGAGAAGAAGAAGAAGCACAAGAAACAUCGCCGGCGCAGUUCCAGCAGUGAAAGCGACAGCAGUGAGGAGGAGUGGAGCAAAAACAAGUCUCAGAAGAGGACGAUCAGUUCCUCCUGGAAACCGGCUCCUCCCAAAGCCCCAGGAUACGGUUUACAAGUUAGAGACUCGGAGCAGAGCCACAGGUCCCGGAGCUCCCCAGCUCCCCAGGACAGGGUCCCCCACAAGCACCGCGAUCGCUCCAGGUCCAGGAGCCCGUCCCGUUCUCCUCAGAGACGCUCCAGCAAGAAGAACUCGGAACAAUCUGGCUGCAGGGGGUCAAGAUCUCCUUCUAGACACAGCAAACAACACAGCGGUCGGGAGGAGAAGGGGAGACCGAGAAGCCCUUCCCCUAAAAAGAGCUACCGGCGGCAGCGCAGUCCGGGCUACACACGGAAGAUUUCUCCAGAGGAACUGGAGCGUAAGCGCCAAGAGAUGAUGGAGAACGCCAAGUGGCGGGACGAGGAGAGAGCGAACAACCUCAGGAAACACCGGAAGGAGGAGGAGCUGGAGCGAGAGCUGGAGAAACUCGACUCCCGAGAUGGGAAAUUCUUCAAUCGCUUGAAACUAGAGAGCGCAUCUACGUCCACCCUGGAAGAUCGGGUGAAACGCAACAUCCACUCCCUGCAGAGAACUCCCGCUGCCUUGGAAAAAAACUUUAUGCAGAGAUGAAACUUGUUCUUCUGCUCCCGUGCAGGAGUUCAAAGGACACUUAUUCCCCAAGGUGAGCGAGCUCCAGCACAGACUCCCUGCUCACACAGACACAGUUACCAGCUCCCAGAGCGGUGCUGGGAUUUCUGCGCCGCUGCCCACGGUGUGUUCUGGACCUUCUGGCCUUGUGAAUGUGUUUGUGACGAGCGAGACCUUGCGAGCGAACCUUUGCUGGAGAACUCGUGAGCCCUUGUCUUCUAUUUUUAACGCAUUGCCAAGUCUUUUCCUUCUCUCUCCACCUUGACUGGUAUAAUUUUUGUAUAUUCUUAAGCAAAUUCUGCCAGGUGGUAAUUGCUUUUUACACUGUGCGGAGUGUCCGAGCUCUUUAUAUGACAGAGCAAAAGACCUAUUUUUGUUAGUCCUUAAAAAUCGGAGUAGGAGAAAUUCACAUGUGAGUUAAUUUAAUGGAAUUGGAUAAAGCUACAGGAGUUAACAGACAGAAUCCCGAUUGUACUGUCACCAUUUCAGGUGUGGGUUUGGAGGGUGAUGUUUGACAAUUCUGCCAAAAAUCUGUAACCGUUAUUUGGUUGCUCACGGAUCUAAAUGGUGUUUGACCCAAAGGAAGCUACUUCAAAAGGAGAGGAAAGGAGCAGAGCAUAGCUAAUACAGCAAAUGUUUCUCUGGGAUUUUUGUAAUGUAAGUAAUGUGUAUAUGUACAGCAGCGUAGAUCUUUUUUUAAAAAAAAAAUGACACUU